Molecule: messenger RNA, 1413 nt
Organism: Diaporthe citri
Lineage: Eukaryota; Fungi; Ascomycota; Sordariomycetes; Diaporthales; Diaporthaceae
Exons: 2
Coding region: 1-1413 (470 amino acids)
Source: RefSeq, a predicted model, not a curated record
AUGACUAUAAUCCCAAAAAGUGAAGUACCUGCCACCAAGCAGGCGGCAACGGUCGAGACGUUUCUGGACUUUGUGAAGGGUAACUCUCCGUUUUACAAAGAGUUCUGGAAUACUGUUCCGUCUGCUUCAGCUUCAGGGACCACCUUAGAGCGUUUACCCUUGACGGACCACGCUGCGUACUGGCAGGCGAACACAUGCUUGAACAGCAGUGUAGUUACGUUGAAGCAACAAGAUGGCAUAAUAUUCAAAACAGGAGGUAAACAAGCCCCAUCUUCCUACAUCACCGACGGCCACUGUACAACAGCCAAGCCCAAGGUCUCCUUCUACAGCCAUGCCGAGCUCGAGGGAGUCUCCAAGUCCCUGGCAACAAGCCUGGUCCGGUGCGGGGUGCGCCAGGGUGACAAGGUCAUCAACCUCUUCUACGCGGGGGACAUGUACGGCUCGUUCCUGCUCCACAUCCUCUCCGUCUUCUACCUGCCCAUCCACGAGCGCGUCGGCGCCGUGCAGCUCCCCGUAGCGGGGCACGUCACUACCGAGAGUAUGGUCACACACAUACUGGAGUUCGAGGGGAGCGUUGUGCUGUCCACCGUGACCACGAUGGUCAAGAUGGCGGAGCUGCUGGCCGACGUGGGGUGGCAUGGCAAGAGCGUGGCCGACAGCGUGAGGCUCUUGUUGUUCUCUGGCGAGGCGCUGUACAACGAUCAGGUCGGCACUAUAAAGAGGGCGUUCCCCAAUGCCGAGCUGCGCAGCUUAGUAUACGGGACUAUGGAUUGCGGAGUCAUUGGGCUGCCUCCUCAUCCAGAGGCGAAGGAGCAGUUCUCAGUCGCUGACGGCAUUAAAGACCCAAGAGUUCAUCAGCUUAACCGCCCGGGGAUGAUCGUCGAGAUAAUAAGAGAGGACGGGACAGUCACUACGGAACCAGGCACGCCAGGAAGUCUCGUGGUGACGAAUCUGGAGAGGAGACUAAUGCCUGUUGUCAGGUACCCUUCUGGGGACAGGGCGGAAUGGAUUGACCAUGAGACCGGACUAUUUAGAGUCCUGGGACGGGAUCAGACGGCCAUACGGCUUGGUCCAGUCUCUAUCGACUUCACGCAUCUUCGUGAAGCUGUCUCCUCUGCGUUGGGCAGUGAGCGUCAUGUCUCUGGGAUCCAGGCAGUGGUUGGUAGACAAGAUGCCAAAGACCUACUAACAGUUCUAAUUGCCUUCCAGCCAACAUCUGGAGCUGAAGAGAAGGAGCUUAGACUGAGAGUGGCCGAGGAGUUGGGCAAGGCGAGACCAAUGUUCAGAGGCCAUGUCGAGCUCGGUCUGGUUAACCCUUUGCAAGUCUCAUUCGUGAAGGCAGAAGAGCUGACAGUCAACGAGAGGAGUGGGAAAUCGAUCAAUGUGGUCGACAAGAGGCUCACUACAUUAUAG